Molecule: messenger RNA, 4966 nt
Organism: Epinephelus moara (kelp grouper)
Lineage: Eukaryota; Metazoa; Chordata; Actinopteri; Perciformes; Serranidae
Gene: clcf1
Product: cardiotrophin-like cytokine factor 1
Exons: 3
Coding region: 266-1756 (496 amino acids)
Source: RefSeq, a predicted model, not a curated record
AAGUCAGCGCAGCGUCAAUAUUCAAACUCCAUCCUUUCCUAUAAUCAAUACAUCCACUUAUUGGAUUAAAUCGACACCACGCGCAUUUUUUCCUUCAUCUUCUCCUGAGUUGGCUGAGGCAGGAGGGCAGAUAUAACUGAUAGAAAGUUUUUAGGGAGCGAACUCAUCUACAAGAGGAGAGAAGACAUCAUUAUCGGUGUAUUUAAGCUCCUAAAUUCACCGGUGGAUGAACUUGUGAACUGAACGGAAUAAAACAUUGGAGAAAAUGAGGAGGUUUUGCGGAGCACUUCAACACCAGCUCCUCCUGAUAUUGGCUGCUGCCAUGGCGACAGCCCUUGAUUCUUCACACAACCUGGCCAGUGAGAGGAGUUCGAUAGAAAGCACAUAUGAGCUGACCAAAUACCUGGAGUAUCAGCUCAAGGAAAUCAAAGUCAUAUAUCUGACCUACCUUGGCCCCCCAUUCAACGAGAAAGACUUCUCCCCUCCUCGACCCAACAGUACCGCUCUGUCCCUGCCCAGCGCUGCCACCCGCCUGGAGCUGUGGCACGGCCUGGAAAACCAAGCUCGGCUCGCCCAGAACCAGAAGGCCUACUCUGUCCUGCUGGCAGCUGUUAGGGAGUUGGCCCGCUCCACCCUCUGCCCCUCCCUCAAAACCUCACUACUGCACUUUUGCACAGGCCUGGAUGGCCUGCUGGGCUCCAUAUCGGCACUGAUGACCACCCUCGGUUACGCACUUCCACCUUCAUCUGCAAACAUGGGAAGUAACAGCGGAGAGCUGCAGUACCCUCUAAGGGGGGCAGGAGGUGACCGGCCUGCUCCACUCAUGAGCCAGAGCCUUUACAGGUCCAGAGCUGGGACGAGGACACAGUCUGGUCAGCGCAACAACCAAAGAAGAAGUGGGACGAGGGUGGUCAGAGGAGAGAGGGAGGACAGUGUCGGAGGGCGGAGAGGGAAAGAGGGGAGGAGGGCAGACGCGGCCGCAGCUGGAGGAAGGAGUGGGGGAUCAAGGGAGAAGGGAAGAGGAGAAAGAGGGAGGAGAGGGAGGAGGGAAGAGCCAGAGAGCUGGAAGUGGGCUGCUGGAGAAGAAGAGAGAGCAGGAGAAUGGGAAGAGGAGGCACAGGAGGAACAGGGAGGGGAGGAGAGAUGGGAGAGGAGACGGUUGUUGAGUAUCAGUGAGGAUGAAGAGAAGGAGAGGCAGUUUGAACCCAGGGUAGAAGUGUCGUACCCAGGCACAGACGACUCCCUCCAACAACCGACCAUCCAAACCAUCAGCAAUCAGUACAGCUACAACCUGAACUCACAUCACAUCGACACACUCAGAAAAGAAGAUGGAUUCAUUGUAGAGAGAAGAGGGGUAAUAGUGGCGGAGGAGAGGCAAACAAACAUGGAAGCUUCCUCCUCUUCCUCCACUUUCCAUCAUCAGCGUCGGCCUCCUCGCUCCCUCCUCUCCCCCACCCUCCAACCUCCUCUGUCCACCCUCUCCCUGCUCUACCAGUUUGGAGCAGGUGAGGAGCACACCCUCCUCUCCCAGCCUGUCCCUCUGUCUUUACAAAGGGGCACCUCCCUCCUUUCACCUCCUCUGACUCCGCUCCUUUCUUCCACCUCCUCCACCUCCUCUUCGCUGUUGUCGGUGCGGCCGACGAUGAACGACUUUGCCAGGAAAGUGGAGGGGUUUUGGAUAUUGAGAGAGCUGCAGAGUUGGCUGUGGCGGUCGGCGAAGGACUUUAACCGCCUCAAGAAGAGACUCAGAGGCUGAGACGUCGAGACACUCGAGUGCAGUUUAUCGGAAAUCUAUUAUUUGCACAAAAUCUGAGUGGAAACAAACUGAGAGGUUUAAACAGACAGAAGCACAUUAACACAUUCAUGCUUAACACAUUCAUUCAUACCGUACUGGAAUAAGUGAAUGAAGCACUAUUUGGCAGGUCACCAGAAGCGCUAAUGGAAUAUAACACACACAAAGCCAACACAUUACCAGCACUGUCACCCGCCUGAUGCACAUAGCAGCUCAUUGAGCGAGACACUGAGACUGGGCUGAGUUACCGGACUUCACGGCUCAUAGAUCAACAGAAAUACCACUGUAGGUGGUUAGACACACAUACACACACACACACACACCGCACACGGGGUUAGACCGAGUGACAGGCGGAGAGACAAACAGUGCAGCCAUUGAGUGCAAACUGAUUCAGUGACCCCCAGAUGUGUGAAUCAGCAAACAUUCAUUUUCUCUAAAUGAAGAAAUUUUCUGAAUGGGCAGAAAAGACAAAAGGAGAGGAGGAAAUGGCCAGAGGGAUGAAGAGGAGGAGAGGAAGAGGCAAGAAAGGGAUAGGAAGACGGGAGGAGGGGUGAGUCAGGGGAUGAGCGUUGGAAAUAACGGGCAGAGGGGUACUGCUUAGUAAUCAGAAGUCAACUGGUCAGUUACAGUAACUCUACAACAGCGCUACACAUACUGUCUAGACACACAUACACACACACCGUUGUGUUUCCAUCAAUCAGAAGACAUUACAUCGACUUGCAUUCAUUUCCUGAAGACUUACCCUAACCAAAACCAGUGACCCAAAAUUAGGGACACAGCUUUUAUUCCCGACUGGACAAGCUGUCCCCAAUAAACUGGUCUUGAGUCCCAGAGGGUAACUUAAGUCAUACACACACACACACACACACGCACGCACUCACACCUUGGUGCCUUAACAAAUCUUUCACUUCUUUGCUGCUUUUCAUUCAGUGCUCACUCAUUUAUACCAUGUUUUUAAUUACUUCACUCCGUAGCAACAAAUAUUUUACACAGUUUUAAAAUGUUUUAGAAUAGCAUCAAUUAUCCUAAAGAAACAGUUUUGUCUUCUUUGUGUAAAGAAAUAGUUUGACAUCUUGUGAAAUACACUUAUUUGCUUUCUUGCUGAGAGUAAGAUGAGACCGCCAAAACCUCUCUCACAUUUGUGCACUUGCAGCCACAAUACAUGGGACACCGACAUGGUGUGACAUGUCUGCCGCAGCAUGCCCGCAGCGGAGUGGGUCCAUUAUAAUCAACUGAGGCUGCUCCACUGUCCACGGAAGCUGCGCUUGCUCAUGUGGGCAUUGCAUGUCUCUUCUCUAUCUGUCCACGCUGGUCAAUUAUUGAAAUGAAUACCUCAUUUUACCAGAGGCAAUGUGAAGCAUGUGCUUCCACAUUUCACAUCAAAAUAAAUAUCUCCUGUAGUUAAAAUGAUCCGUUUAAAUAAUUCAGCACCAGUUAAUAUAGUCCACACUUCUAAAAACCCAAUACACACACAGUGAAGCUGGUAGCAACCACAUGCUGCAGAGACUAGUGGUGCUUCUCAUAGUCAAGGAAGGAUCCUUAAACCGCUGAAUUUCAAGGAGGCUGCGUCAUCAAACUCUGGCGAAGGAUCCUUCAAAUUCUAUCGAGGACUUAGUCCUUCCUUUAGCGAAUUUUCAAUGAUGAAUGUGUGUAUCCUCAGUGGGCAUGAUGUACUUAUAAUUCUAUAAUAAUAGUAAUAAUACAUGAUUUGCCAGAAUUGAAGGCGAGGCUUUUGUAAUGAUGCACACCUGGGCACUUGCCAGCCUGUUCCAACCAUGGGUCACGGAAUGCUAAGAGGGAGUCUUGCCUAGUUGCUGUUGGUCCCAACGUGGAAGGACCCACCCUACCAAGGAAGCAUCCUUGACUUUGAGAAAUACCAGUGUCUGUGUAGCAGGUAAAAAUCCGUGCCCCACCCCACCUUACUUGACACAUCAUGUCCUGUCAUCAUGUACUGUAUGAAGAUAGAGCCAGCAGACCAUUAGCUCAACUUACCGUAAAGACUGGAAACGGGGACCAGCCUGACUCUGUCCAAAGGCGACAAAAUCCAAACAGCAGCACUUACUAAUUAACCAGAAAUAUCUUGUUUGUUUAAUCCAGACAAAAACCGAGGUGUAAAAAUGUCAAGUUGCUAUUGUGGAAAAUGGUUGUCACAGUGAGGUUGCUAGGCAACCAGGGGAGACUCCAGGAACUCACUGUCCUUAGCUAAAAAAUAUGCUACCUUCAAAUGGAACUUGUGAGCUCGUGGUUACCACAUGGGAUGCAUGUACAUGUGCUUGGCGUUCAAGGUUAAGUUGUAAGAGCACAAGGAGAGCUAGGAAACAUGGACACAUGUAUAGGCUACUGUCGGCAUCUAAAAGCCACUGAGGCUAACAGUUUAGCAAGCUAGGGAGCAGGUUGCAUAAUGCAGGAAAUGCAAAGGCAAAAUGACAGAGGAAAAAGAUGAGGCCUGCAGGUAUGUCAACACUUUCCUCAGACAUAUUAUAAAAUCAUUAAGAACAACUCUAUAUGACUAAAACUACAAUAUAUUAAUUUAUCAGCCAACAAAAAACGAACAUCCAUGGCCUCCACCAAUUCUGAGAACGCCAGCAAACAUGUCACAGCUCGUAAACUUAGAGCUAUCAGAAAAUUUCCACUUCCAAGGUCAUGAAUACCACAAGAUGAGGUGUUCAUAUGGACUCUUCUUGUGAACAAUACAGCCCCAUUUGAUGGCAGCAGUAGUCCGGCACAUAAAACCAUAUAACUUUUAAUGUGUGUAAAUUUUACACUUCAAGUGGACAGAUGGAUGUGAGCUUCAUUUUUGUUUGCAUAUGGAUUAUUUAACAAUCACACUGAACAGAUGGAUCUUCUCAUCUAACUCUCAGAAAUAAUGCAAAAAUGGCAAACUAUUCCUUUAAGUGACUUCACACUCCUAAACACAAAACGUAAGAUACAUUAAUGUGAAUUUUUUUUGUGCCUUUUCAAAGAUGAAAUCAGAUACUUUUUCUUUGGCAACUUACAGAAGGCCUCAUUUCUUUUCCAGAGUAAAUCUGAUGUUAUGUCUUUACAAUGUGCCUUAGAUGACAUGGCUAAAGGUUAUGGAUCAUAUCUGUAUAAUAUUUAUUGAACAAGAUGUUUAUUUAUUUUUCUCCAGUGUGAAUAUACUGUAUCGUAACUCAAGAGAGAAUAAACACUAGC